ACUGCUGUCUAUGCCCCAUGUUUGCCUUCCAAGUUCAGAUCAGUCAGCCGUUCAGUCAGUUAUUCAGUCAGUCAGCCAUCUCCUGUUUUCGUCAUUCGUCCCUCACAAUAAACACCCUGAAUCUUCACCGUAAGCCCAUCGUCGAAAACAUUACAGAGGCUAUCUAUUGUAGCAGAAAGACUAUCUGUGUGAUCAGCCAGCAUUACCUGCAAAGUGAGUGGUGCUCCAAAGAAAUCCAGAUGGCCAGCUUCCGUCUCUUCAAUGAGCACAAGGAUGUGAUGAUCAUGGUGUUUCUGGAGGACAUACCAGCCAAGCAGCUGUCUCCAUACUUCCAAAUUAGGAGUCUGGUGAAGAAGCGUAGCUACCUGAGUUGGCCACAGGCUGUUCAGCACACCUGAGUCUUCUGGCAGAAAAUACAACAAGCUCUCAAGAGAGAAGAAAACCCUGCUGAGCACAGGUGCCUCCUCACUGGCUACCAGAGAGUCAUCCAGUGAGAUUUAACCCAGGUGGAAAAAUCACAGAUUGUAUAUAUAUAUUGUGUAUAUUUAAACAGAGCGGUCACGCUAAUGCAGGAGUGGCUAAAAUGCAUUACUUCUAAUGCCCAGCAGGGGGAAACUCCUCUGGCUUCAAUAAGGUUGCUUGUCGAAGUCUAUGGGUAAACAUGGUAGCUUCUGGAUCAGAGAGGUGAAGCUUCUGCAGAAGUGGAUAAACUUGCAGUACUUCUAAUGCCCAGCAGGGCUCCUGUGGUUUCAAUAAGGUUGCUUGUAGGUGUCUAGUGGCAAACAGCCCUAUGGUGCCUUGACCUGUGACCUCAGCAACACUUUGUUGUCUGGUGGACUUUCCUGGAGUGUAUGGACUCAGUCAAAAGUGUCAAGUCUUAUUUCAUGUUGUCUGUUUUAUAAAUGUAGAACUCAAUGUAACAAGAACUAUAUGUGCAUUUUUAUUAACACAUGUACACAAUUGUAACAUAUUAACGUGUUUGUUGUGCUCAUCCUGUCAGGAGUAAAUAUACUAAAUGACAUUUCUUGCCAUAAAAGUGUGAAUAAACUUUUUUCAUAGUUGA
Molecule: messenger RNA, 1063 nt
Organism: Maylandia zebra (zebra mbuna)
Lineage: Eukaryota; Metazoa; Chordata; Actinopteri; Cichliformes; Cichlidae
Product: toll-like receptor 13
Biological process (GO): toll-like receptor signaling pathway; inflammatory response
Cellular component (GO): plasma membrane
Molecular function (GO): signaling receptor activity
Source: RefSeq, a predicted model, not a curated record